AUGCUCUUCCACUGCCACUACUUCGCCGUCUUCGGCGGCGGACCUGACCCGUUCUGCCCGCCCAACAAGGUCAUAUCUACAACGAUCGCUAGUCCCGCUGCGUCAACGAGCUCUUGUUCCGGUCCGAGGUCAAGUCGAUCAGGCUCCGCCGCGACUGCAUCGUCAUCGGACUGUGUUCCGCCCGACGCCAAGCCUCUAAUUGACGACUUCUCCCUCACCCUCAACGUCGGCGACCGAUGCCUCCUCGUUGGAUCCAACGGCGCCGGCAAAACCAUGAUCCUCAGGAUUCUCGGAGGCAAGCACAUGGUCGACCCCAGCAUGGUCCGGGUUCUGGGUCGCUCGGCUUUCCACGACACCGCUCUCACCGGCUUCGGCGACCUGUCGUACCUAGGUGGAGAGUGGCGGCGUGACGUGGCGUUUGCUGGUUUCGACGUUCCGAUAAAGAUGGAUGUUUGGGCUGAUAAAUUGAUCAACGGGGUGGCUGGGAUUGACCCACAAAGGAGAGCUGAUCUGAUCAAGGUGUUGGAUAUUGAUCUUUCAUGGAGGUUGCAUAUUCAUCUCGGUUAUGUAAUUUUCAUUUUUGGACAUUGACGAAAUGUGUGUGAAUGAAUUUAGGUGCUUUCGCUUGAUGAGAUCACGGUGGACCUUGAUGUGCUAGCGAGGGCGGACCUGCUCCAGUUCUUGAGGAAGGAAUGUGAGGAGCGAGGUGCUAUGUUCGUUUCUCAAGCCCCAAAUUGGAGAGAGAGAGUCUGAGACUCGGAUCGGAGGGAGGGAGAGAGAGAGAGAGA
This is a messenger RNA of Rosa chinensis, 788 nucleotides long. RefSeq names its product ABC transporter I family member 20-like. The transcript has 2 exons. Gene Ontology annotation, molecular function: ATP binding; ATP hydrolysis activity. NCBI's taxonomy places the organism in Eukaryota, Viridiplantae, Streptophyta, Magnoliopsida, Rosales, Rosaceae. The record is from RefSeq and is a predicted model, not a curated record.